GAAAAGAAGCAUCACAGAUGCGAGGAGCAGCAGAAACAGGACGAGUGAACAUACAGUCAGUGCAGGUGAACAGCUACAAUCUGCACCACGUGUCAUCAACAUGGAGGAAGACGAACAUAAACAAGACUUUCUCUAUUGUGAAGAGUGUCAGUCAUUUUUCACUGGUGAAUGUGACGUUCAUGGUGCUCCAUUGUUCAUUCCUGACACCCUUGUGCCAGUGGGGGCUGCAGACCGGGCCAGACUAACCCUUCCUGCUGGACUGGAGGUUCUCACAUCCAACAUUCCCAAUGCAGGACUCGGGGUGUUUACAGGAGAGAUUCUUCCAAUCGGAGCACAUUUUGGUCCUUAUGAAGCAGAAGAAAGCAAUAUGGAGGAAGCUGUCAGCAGUGGAUACUCGUUUGUGAUAUUCAAGAGUAAGGACUUGAAUGAAUAUGUGGAUGCCAAAAGAGAAACGCACUCUAACUGGAUGAGAUAUGUAAAUUGUGCUCGCAAUGAAGAGGAACAAAAUCUGGUGGCAUUUCAGUAUAAAGAAGCGAUUCUGUACAGAUGUUGCCGUCCAAUCAAAACUGGUGAAGAAUUGCUAGUCUGGUAUGGAGAGGAGUAUGCCAGAGAUUUAGACGUCACUUUUGACCAUCUAUGGAACACUAAAUGCUCUGACAGAGAGAACGGUUCCUGUCCAGUGUUUUCCUGCUCUGUGUGUUCAUUGUCAUUCACGGCUCAAACUUAUCUCCAAAAACAUAUGAGAAGAUGCCAUCCUGAGGAGUAUGACAAAAUCCUGAAAUGUGGAGAGAUUAAGAAUGAGGACAUACCUAAAACGAUCUUGAAAACAGAACAUGUAUCAUCUGAUAAUCUCUGCUCUACCACUCCAAACGAACUAAAACACAGAGGACAAGACAAGGAGAAAACUCACCAUUGUGCAGAUUGUGGGAAGAGUUUCUCUCGCUUAGGUGAUCUGAGUGUACAUCAGCGUAUACAUGCAGGAGUGAAGCCGAAUCACUGCUCACAGUGUGGGAAGAGUUUCUCUCGAUUAGGUGAUCUCCGCUUACACCAGAUAAUACACAGGGGUGAAAAGCUGUUUCACUGCACACAGUGUGGUAAAAGUUUCUUGAGGUUAAGUGAUCUUAAUAAACACAAUAAAAUACACACAGGAGAGAAACCGCAUCACUGCUCACAGUGUGGAAAGUCUUUCAGUCGGUCAAGUGAUCUAACUAGACAUCAGCGCACACACACAGGAGAGAAGCCGUAUCACUGCACACACUGUGGGAAGAGUUUCUCUCGGUCAGGUCAUCUUAUUAGACAUCAGGCAAUACACACAGGAGAGAACCCAUUUCACUGCACACAGUGUGGGAAGAGUUUCUCUCGGUCAAGUAAUCUUAUUAGACAUCAGGCAAUACACACAGGAGAGAACCCAUUUCACUGCUCACAGUGUGGGAAGAGUUUCUCUCUGUCAAGUCGGCUUCGUGAACACCAGCGCAUACACACCGGAGAGAAGCCGCAUCACUGCUUACAGUGUGGGAAGAGUUUCUCUUGGGCAUGUCUUCUUAGUGAACACAAGCGCACACACACAGGAGAGAAGCCGUAUCACUGCACAGAGUGUGGAAAGAGUUUCUCUCGGUCAAAAGGUUUCCGUGAACACCAGCGCAUACACACAGGAGAGAAGCCGUAUCAAUGCACAGAGUGUGGAAAGAGUUUCUCUCGGUCAAAGGAUUUCCGUGAACACCAGCGCAUACACACAGGAGAAAAGCCGUAUCAAUGCACAGAGUGUGGAAAGAGUUUCUCUUGGUCGAAAGGUUUCCGGAUACACCAGCGCUCGCACACAGGAGAGAAGCCGUAUAACUGCUCACUAUGUGGGAUGAGUUUUGCUCAGUCAAAUCGUCUUUGUGAACACCAGCGAACACACACAGGAGAGAGACCGUAUCACUGCUCACAAUGUGGGAAAGGUUUCUCUCGGUUAAUUCACCUUAGUAAACAUCAGCAAAAACACAAACAAGUUGCAUCACUGCUUGAAGAAGAAGCUGCUGUCACUAUUCUUGCAGGUGGCUUAUCAAAACACAAAUAAAAUUGUGAGAUCCUUUCUCUAAAAAUUGUUUCAUUGUUCUACAAAAAAAAUCUCUGAUGGCCUGAGGGUGUGAAGAUAAACAGCAAAUUUGAAUCCUAGGGUGAACUCUGACUUUAAGGGCUUAUACAUAAGUAGCAAUUCUGGGUUAUAUGAUCAUAUUUGUAUGUUUUGUAUGUUCCUGGUAGGAACUAUAGCAGCUGCGUUUUGGUCAAUUUUUUCUUUGAGGAUGGAGGACAACCAUCUAGCAAUGGAUUAGAGUAAUCUAAACUAGACUUAAUAAAUGCAUGAACUAGCUUAUCUGCAUUAGAGAUAAAUAAAAUGUCUUAUCUAAACUUAAAAGGAAAUUAGUGAUCAUCCAAUGCUUUGUCUUGGAUGCACUUGAAUGCCAGUUUUUAGAAGUCCAAGGUUUUGUCCAGUCUAGUUGAAAAAAGUAGUGCGUUCAUAGUAAUGGAAAUAAAUCCCAUGUUUUCUAAUAAACCAAGAGGCAGCUUGUAUAUAGAGAAAUGUGGAGGCCCUAAAACAGAUCCAUGUGGUAAUACACAAUUUCGUGGCAUUAGAAUUGAUGAUUCCUUGUUUAAAUUAAUGAAAUUGUUGCGGUCAAAUAGGUAGGAUCUGAACCAAUUUAAUGCUUGUCCCUGAAUACCGCAUAGUUCUGCAAUUGUUCUAAAAGUAUGGUAUGGUCUACAGAAGGGAUAUCCAACCCUCUUCCUGGAGAGCUACCGUCCUGCAGACUGCUCCAACCCUGUUUCAACACACCUGUUUGUUAUUGUCAUGCAACCUGACACCUUGAUUAGCCGCUUUAGCUGUUUUUGAUUUGGGUUGGAGCUGAAAUCCUCAGGAGGGUAGCUCUCCAGGAACAGGGUUGGAGACCUCUGGUCUACAGUUUCCUGAUUCACCAGGAUCUAGGUGCGGUUUCUUAAUAAAAGGCUUUGUGAUAGCCCAAUUAAAGGACCUUGAAACAUGAUCUUGAUUGAGUAAAGAGUAGAUAGUAUGAGGUAUAGACUCUACUGCAGCGGGUAGUAACUUUUAAUAGAUUGGUGGAUGUGGGGUCUAAAAAACAUUUUGUCGGCUUAAAUGAUGUAUAAGUUUAUUUAACUCAUCCUAUCUUUUUAUGUAAUUGUGUCGCUAUACCUUCAUUUUGUCAAAACAGACGCAAUGAACUUGGUCUGUGGUAUCCAAUGAGUACACAGUAGUGAUGGGAAAAGAAGCCUCAAAAGAAGCGCCGAGACUUUCCCCUGAAUGUUUCGAGAUAAGCUGUGCGAGUGUUGAAAAUGACGCCACCUGUUGGUUAAUUAAACAUAGCAGUGGCUCCGUCAGACGAAACAAAUAGAUGAAAUUCAGAUGAAUUUGAAUGUUAUUUGUACGAAUAAAGCAUGGAGUACAAUGUGUGUGUAAAUGUUAAAUAUAAUAAAUUAAUUUACCCAUUCAAGUGUGGCAAUAAAUAAAAGUAUGAGGUUAUAUUCAUACGAUUCGAUAUUGUAUUUUGUACAGAAUAAUGCUCACACGCACAUAACACA
Triplophysa dalaica is the source of this 3576-nucleotide messenger RNA. RefSeq names its product zinc finger protein 883-like. Gene Ontology annotation, molecular function: protein binding; DNA-binding transcription activator activity, RNA polymerase II-specific; histone methyltransferase activity. Gene Ontology annotation, biological process: regulation of transcription by RNA polymerase II. Gene Ontology annotation, cellular component: nucleus. The record is from RefSeq and is a predicted model, not a curated record. NCBI's taxonomy places the organism in Eukaryota, Metazoa, Chordata, Actinopteri, Cypriniformes, Nemacheilidae.